Messenger RNA from Diplodia corticola, 501 nucleotides. Its product is annotated as amino acid permease protein. The coding region runs from base 1 to 501 and encodes 166 amino acids. NCBI's taxonomy places the organism in Eukaryota, Fungi, Ascomycota, Dothideomycetes, Botryosphaeriales, Botryosphaeriaceae. The record is from RefSeq and is a predicted model, not a curated record. The transcript has a single exon.
AUGUCUACCGACGCCGACGUCCUCGCCCUGCCGCAGCAGCUGCCAGAAGUGGAGCACUGGCGCGACGAGCCCGUCUCCCUGCUGCCGGCCGCGCUAUACACCCUCACCCCCCUCGUGGACAGCACGGAGCUCAUCCGGCUACAAGACAUGUGCGAGUCCAAGUGCGACACAUACAGCCGCGGCGAGUGUAUACGGCCGCCGCCCGACGGCCGCUGGAAUUUUUCCGGCCAGAAGCUGGACGCCGUCGUCCGGCAUCACGUCGAGCUGGCCAAGGGCUACCAAUUCAACCCGCUGCACUUUUUCGUGGCGGUGCCAGGUGCCGGCCCGGCGGCUGAGGGCGCCGUGUUGUUUGUCACGCUCGACGCAGAUGACGAGGCCGAGGGGUGUGUGCCUGACGCUUUCUGGGUGAAGGCGGAGGAUGCCGGGUUCUGCUUCAUGAACAUGGUCAUUGGGAACUCGGAUUGGUACGAGCUGAAGGGGAAGCACGCUUUGAAGGAUUAG